GGACGCACAGCGUGUGUCUCAGAGGAUGCGAGGAACAUCGGUGAUCUGAUUUCGCUGAGAGCUCGCGCGCUUAUUGUGCUUCUUUUUACCUCUCACUACUGCACAGGUGCUUUAUAGGAAUAAACAUGGCGACGUCAGCUAGCGCUCAGCUCAGCAAGGUGGUGAAGAGACAGUACAUGGAGCUUCCUCAGGGGGACAAAGUGCAGGCCAUGUACAUCUGGAUCGACGGCACGGGGGAGGGACUGCGCUGCAAGACCAGGACGCUCGACUACGAGCCCAAGAGCAUCGAGGAUCUUCCUGAGUGGAACUUUGAUGGUUCCAGCACCUACCAGUCGGAGGGUUCCAACAGCGACAUGUAUCUCAUUCCCUCAGCCAUGUUCAGAGAUCCGUUCCGCAAAGACCCAAACAAGCUGGUCCUGUGUGAGGUUCUGAAAUACAACCGCAAACCUGCUGAAACCAACCACCGCUUGACGUGUAAGAAGGUCAUGCAGAUGGUGGAGGAGCAGAGCCCAUGGUUUGGCAUGGAGCAGGAGUACACCAUCCUGGGAACGGACGGUCACCCGUUCGGCUGGCCUUCCAACGGCUUUCCCGGUCCUCAGGGGCCUUACUACUGUGGAGUCGGAGCGGACAAGGCGUACGGCAGGGAUAUCGUGGAAGCCCACUACAGAGCGUGUCUGUACGCCGGCGUGAAUAUCUGCGGCACGAACGCUGAGGUCAUGCCAGCUCAGUGGGAGUUCCAGGUGGGGCCGUGCGAGGGUAUCGAGAUGGGAGAUCACCUGUGGGUGGCUCGUUUCAUCCUGCACAGAGUGUGUGAAGACUUCGGCAUCGUCGCCUCGUUCGACCCCAAACCCAUCCCGGGGAACUGGAACGGCGCGGGAUGUCACACCAACUUCAGCACUAAAGAGACGCGGGAAGAAGGCGGGCUCAAAUGCAUUGAGGAAUGUAUCGAGAAACUGGCGAAGAGACACAACUACCACAUCCGUGCCUACGAUCCUAAAGGAGGCCUGGACAACGCUCGCCGCCUGACUGGCCACCACGAGACCUCCAACAUCCACGAGUUCUCUGCCGGCGUCGCCAAUCGCGGCGCCAGCAUCCGCAUCCCUCGCGCUGUGGGCCAGGAGAAGAAAGGAUACUUCGAAGACCGUCGCCCGAGCGCUAACUGCGACCCGUACGCCGUCACCGAAGCCCUCAUACGCACGUGUCUGCUCAGCGAAGACGGAGACGAACCCGUGGACUAUUAGAUCUUUUUAAAUCUCGCUUCUCUUUAUCGUUUCCAGGACUGAACUUCAUUCCGCUCGUCUCUUAAAACGGCCACCCGGCCAGAUUAGUACUGUAUUCUGUCUUUCUUUUAUUUCCGUCUCAUUAUGUGUCUAACCACGCAUCAUAGCUGUUUUUUAAAAAGAAGUUUGCUGGUCAACUUAACAUUUUAGAAUCAAACUGAUGUUAACCCGGGGGACGUGAUGUGGUGAAUCUGACCCUUCUGUGUCUUCUUUCUGUGAUCGGAUACGCCCUGUUAACACACCCCCCCCCCCCCCCUCGUCGAGCUUCAAGAUGUACCUCUUCAUGAUUAAAAAAGGACUAAAAAUGAGAUGAGGCACAUGGACACGACGACCUCCAGCUGCUCAGGCUGUGUGAUACGGCUCACGUCGACAGUAGCUAGCUUGCGUGCGUGAGCGGGAACGUUUAGGCAAAGUCUAAUGGUUUUAAUGUCUUACUCACUAAAUUGGUGUUGAAUGACAACGUUGUCUGUCUUUGUACUGGUUCAGGUUGUACGGUACACUCUCGACUCCUGACUUGUCAUGCCACUUGUUUUUGUUUGUUUUUAAGAGAAGGAGGGGGGGGUGGGAGGAAAGGGAAUAAGGAAAAAAGUGAGAAUUUGUGUUUGUAUGACAUCUGUUUGGGUUUUGGGUAAAAUCCUGAAAUUGAUGAACCGGA
Ictalurus furcatus (blue catfish) is the source of this 1935-nucleotide messenger RNA. It is a transcript of the gene glula, whose product is annotated as glutamate-ammonia ligase (glutamine synthase) a. The coding region runs from base 126 to 1241 and encodes 371 amino acids. The transcript is spliced from 7 exons. Gene Ontology annotation, cellular component: cytoplasm. Lineage: Eukaryota; Metazoa; Chordata; Actinopteri; Siluriformes; Ictaluridae. Gene Ontology annotation, molecular function: glutamine synthetase activity. The record is from RefSeq and is a predicted model, not a curated record.